UGAGCAGGACCAGCGCACUGCGAGGCGGAGGGAGGCGUGACGACAGCAUGACAUUUUAGGAAACACUGCCAGCAGUCACAAAGGGACAGAGAACUUUUUUUUUUUUUUAAACUUCCUCCUCGGAAUUGUUUAUUCGUUCUAUUCGAUGAGCGCUGCAAGCCUGCUCAGGUCAUUCAGUCCAUCAGCGAUGCCUGGCCCCGUAAUGCCCAUGGACGUGGCUAUGAGGUUCUACCUCAGCCACUCUUCGCCUCCCCUCCGAGGCUUCUUCGGCUCCUACGAGGAGCUUCAGCGGGCCAAGAACCGGGUCAACCAGUCCGCCGCCCGCAGCCACAAGCAGCAGCACUACAAGCCGCUGCGGCCGUGUCUGAGCACCCUGCAGAGGGCGGCGGACGGCGACGGCGGCGGCUGCGAGGGCUGGAACAACAACAGCAGGGCCGGCAAGAAGAAGGUGGUGUUCGCAGACACGAAGGGCAUGUCACUCACCGCCAUACACGUCUUCUCCAAGUUCGACGACGAGCCGUAUCAAAACGCCAACGGCGGCAUCAGCGAGGAGCUGCAGUUCGACAUGGCGGACCUGGAAACCGCCACGAUGGAUCUUAAGAUCAGCUCAAUGCGCAGCCUGGCACUGGACUUUAAACAGCCCUCGGCCGACUACUUGGACUUCCGAAACCGCCUGAUCCAGAACUCGGUGUGUCUGGAGAACUGCUCGCUGCAGGAGCGCUCGUUGACGGGCACCAUCAAGGUGCGGAACACGGGGUUCGAGAAGUCGGUGCAGUUGCGCGCCACAUUCGACUCGUGGACCAGCUUCACGGACGUCGAAUGCACCUUCAUGAACAACAUCUACAGCUGCCAGGACACUGACACCUUCGCAUUCGUCCUGGAGCUGCCCGUCCACAUCCCGCCCCGGAGCCGCGUCGAGUUCUGCAUCUGCUUCAAGUCCCAGGGUGAGACCUUCUGGGACAAUAACGACGGCAAGAACUACGUCCUGAAGCACGGCGGGUUUAACAGGGAGGACAUGAACGUUCGCAUGGCCCCGACUUCCGUUGAACAGAAGCAGGCGUCAGGGCACAAACACGGGGGUGUGAAGGUACUGGAGAUGGAGUUCGACCAGUUCGGCAGUCCACGUAUGUCUAGUGGACUGUUCCCUGGCUGGCAGAGCUGGGGCCAGGUCGAUGACGCCGUCCCGUAUUGGUGAAAGCGUCAGGCUGUUGGCCGUGCGUACGGCUGGUUCUCAGCCAGGAACGAACCUGAAGCAAAGAACCUCUGCUUUUUUUUUUAGCAAAGGAAGUGUACAAAUCAGUCCUAAACCUAACUGUAAUGUUCUCAACUGACCUGAUUCCUGUUGUAACGUGGUCAUUUAGGCCCGAGGGACCUCGUGAAAUGGGGUGGAAGGACAAAUAAAUGGGAAAAUCUUUUUAAUUUUUCACAUUCUGCUCUUCUGUAAAAUAUGAAUGUGCCUUCUCAGAGUGCCCGCCCACUUUAAGACAGACAAGUUGUAGAGCCCACUACAAGUGUUGAGCCCCCUCUGAGGUUCCGGCUGUAACGGUUAAAUAUGCACUGAUUGCGAUGUUCCUGUAAAUGUGACGUCUGUAAACUGAAGAGGUGGAAAUGGCGAUGCUGAUUAAGUCCUUCAUAUUGAAGGGAAGGUACAGGGAGUGCAUGGCAACACAACGCUUCUCUACUAAAAAGAAAUGAAAUUGAUUAAUUUCUAAUGAAAAUUGCACACUAACUUCCUUCACUUUCAAAGACUGAUUCAAAUGGCCUUCAAGUGUUGAGUCAUGCAACCCUUUCUUUCCCUCCAUGUAAAUUGCACAAUGUUUGGAAGAUGUAAGUUUGAGGUUUCUCGAGGAACUGUGGUAUCGGAAAAGAGACGCGGCGGGUUAUUGGUUGUCUCUAACAAGGAAGACGUUUGGGGAUUUUGGAUGGUUCAAGAAUGUGAAGAUAAAAGAAAUGAAGAUGAAUGUUUCUAUUUGCCUGUUUUAAAAAGUGCGAUUAUGUGAUGAGUGUACAGUAUGUGUGGCUGGAAGUGAGAUUCUUCUCUUUUCAAACUGUUUUUUCUCAACGUAAAGAAAAGUCUUUGCCCCAGUAUUUUGUUUCACUUGAAGGUGUGUGUGGUGUAUUUCCCCUGCAGAAAUAAAUUUUUCUAUUUGUGAUAGAAAUUCAUGACUUCUGACCCUUGUCAUGAAUGUUUUGGUAGUUUUUUGUUCUUGUGAUGACAAAGAUAAACCUACCAGGUGGUUUAUGAAACUGUGUUAAUGUGUAAUAACAGUUAAUAUGAAAUAAAAGUAAAAAGUAAA
Molecule: messenger RNA, 2297 nt
Organism: Gasterosteus aculeatus aculeatus (three-spined stickleback)
Lineage: Eukaryota; Metazoa; Chordata; Actinopteri; Perciformes; Gasterosteidae
Gene: ppp1r3cb
Product: protein phosphatase 1, regulatory subunit 3Cb
Biological process (GO): regulation of glycogen biosynthetic process
Cellular component (GO): protein phosphatase type 1 complex
Molecular function (GO): glycogen binding; protein phosphatase 1 binding
Source: RefSeq, a predicted model, not a curated record